GGUAGGCGUUACACUUCAACAAUUUCUUAGGUGGGUAAAUACUCAAGAUAGGGUAGAAAACAACAUAUAUAUAGCUUGAUCUACCUAGAAAGUAGAUCAACAAAACGCCUUGCCCUCCAAAGCAACUCACUCAUCAUUAAGAUACCGUCAUAUCACCAAAACACCACUAACAUGUCCGACCCGUCCGACCCAUCCAAUACGGAAGGACCCGAUCAUGCCUCGUCCAAGGCGCUUGUCCAUCACGACCCUCAAAGCAAAAUCCUAUUCCCCAAGCUGAACUGCACCUCCGGAGAAGACCAGGACACUAGCCAUAAUUCAACCGAGCCACAAACUUUCCAUCCCUUUAUGAUGUUACCAGCUGAACUUCGCAUCAUGAUUUGGAAGUUGGCUGCUGGGCCAAGGUUCAAGGAAAUUCUCGAGAUCAAACCACUCGAUUCCGAGGACCCCUUACCGCAGGGGGGGAAAUUAGCCGUCUUCAAAGUCAAGAUGGAUGUGACUCGAAUGAAGGUGGCACAAGCAUGCUACGAGGCGUGGGAGAUCAUUCGAGGUCCCCUAAAGAUUAGCGCUUGGCCUCAUACACCUAUGCAAACAUAUAUGGACCCUCACCUCGACUCUCUGAUGAUCCACAGCGACAUCGACCUUGAUGCGUUUUGGAUGUCACCGGACUGUCUCAUCGGAAAUGCACGGCAUCUAAUACUGGAUGCGGACGAAUAUUUUGCCCUGGAUAUCCUGGACGACAUACCUGCAAGUCGAAAGAUCAAGAGUGGUUUUCUUUCCUCUGUGGAAACAAUCAGCGUCGUGGUCGUGACUUUCCGAAUCCCGGCCAAGGUCGCUGAUUUAUAUCGUGAGCGAUUCUCUACACAAGUGCCCUUCGUCAUCGACAUCGACGAUAUCGGCCAGAUAGCCUGGAUGACCCUUGCCCUAUACGUCGCAAUGAAGAGUCUAUCAAUGAGUAUAGCGUUCAUCGAAGAAUGCCUUGAUAAUCGACAAUAUUGGACAACAUUUCCUUCAGGAAUCACACAGCGUAUCCAAGUCAAUUUGGCUGCUGCCAAUGUCCAGGAUGGGAAGAUACCUGAUAUAAAGAGAGUGAUGCUGAUACUUGAUGAAACUGACAAGAGGUCCGACGUACAGUUGAUGGAUGAAGAGUGGGCGAUGACAUUCUUCGCUAAUCAAGUACUAUAUGGGAACGUUCUGAUAUAAACACGGUGUGUGUUUGAAUAUGAAUAUGAUCUGAAUUUGAAGAAAACAGAAGUGGAAUUAUGGUGUCAGGGGCGACGGCACAUGGCGGCCCCACCAAAGCGCUACCUGCAGGUGGUUAAUACAAAGGGGUCUCGAGAGUUAAAGGGUCAAGGCCUUUCCCCUAGCACACGGGUUUAUUCGGGUGUUGAUGCUAGGGAAUGAUUAGCGAAUAAGUAUUGAUGGGCGGCUUCCACUUCACCAAGCCACUGGCAAAAAGGGGAAGGAAGCUACAAGCUUAACACCAUUACGCAAGAUACAUAAUGCUUAUUAAUGAGGCUGGUUUAACUGGGAAAGCACGUCUUCGGUGAAGAAGGGUAGUGUUUAUGCGCAAUGCGGACUUGAUGCAUCUCC
Molecule: messenger RNA, 1590 nt
Organism: Annulohypoxylon truncatum
Lineage: Eukaryota; Fungi; Ascomycota; Sordariomycetes; Xylariales; Hypoxylaceae
Exons: 1
Coding region: 172-1200 (342 amino acids)
Source: RefSeq, a predicted model, not a curated record